Bemisia tabaci is the source of this 9994-nucleotide messenger RNA. The record is from RefSeq and is a predicted model, not a curated record. NCBI's taxonomy places the organism in Eukaryota, Metazoa, Arthropoda, Insecta, Hemiptera, Aleyrodidae.
GUGAUUUGAUUUUCAUCAGGUCGCCGUGUCACUUUCGGAGUUUUUCGCGUACUGAUUUCAUUUUCACUGUGUGUGCUGAUUCUUGGAUUAUUCAUAUUAUCAACACUCUUACUGCUACCCUUAUUCACUCUCCCCCGCAUCGUUUCUGUGAAAUGAUUUCCGGCUCGGGAUUUUAAAAAAAAAAAUAUCGUGUGGUGUCUAGGGUGUAUUCGUAGUCGCUCACUCUAUUUACAUUAUUGGUGUUAUCUUUUCCUAAACUCGUAAUUUUCUGAACUGUAAUAUUCUUAUCGAAUUGGCCUUAAGUCUUGCAGAUAGCUCUGCUUCCCUUACUUACAUUUUUCUGUUUGGAUUUGCUUACCGUGUUAUUUAUUUAUUAGUGCCUCGGGUGUUUGUGUAUUUUAUAGGUUAACAACCAAUUUAGGUAGCUAUCUUCUGUGCUCAUAGGCUUUAGAUAAGCCUUUAAAGCAAUACCUCCUUAUUUUACAAUAUCACAUAAUUCCACAAUUUUUCGGGUGUAAAACUCGUGCCAUAAUAUUUGAUGUUCGGAUAUCGCACGCUUUAAGUGAAUUCAACAUGUGGAUAAACCACCUGUCUGGAGAGUGUCUGCGCCUUCCGAUCUCUUCUGCCCGUAAAGUUUUGAGCUCGGGCCAGUGAAGUUGAGAGGAGAUGUUCGUGGAACAACCUCCAUCUUUGUUGGGGACGAUGAGCUCUCUGGGCGGCUCCCAGCGGCGAACCCGCGCCUUAGCCGACAUCGUUCCAUCUUGCGCUAGUUUAAAGGGCUCACUGGAUGAGAGUCGGAGUGGCGGGAGUUUGCGGAUGACGUCAGUGACAGGGAGUUUCGAGGGUCGAUCGCGGUUCCCCAAGCUGGAGGACUGCGCCCACUUCCACUACGAACACGUCGAGCUGGGACCAAUCCAGAUAUCCUUGUAUGAUGAAGAGGAUCUGAAGCCACUGUCGAGCCUGGAGGGGAACAACGAGAACUGCGAAAAUAAGUACCUGACGGUCAAAGUGAUCUCCGGUGACCAGAGCUGGCUUCUACGGCGCACCUAUGACAACUUUCGGAUGCUCGACAAACAGCUGCACAGAUGUAUCUACGAUCGAAAGUUCAGCGCCCUUCCCGAACUGCCUUACCCCAUCGACAAUCUCCAAGACAAAACAGAUCCUGAGGCAUAUAUAAGGCGACUGCUUGUCCGAUAUCUGGAGAGGCUAUCCCACAUUGCUGGAAGUCUGAUCAACUGCGGACCCGUAUUAAGCUGGCUGGAACUUGACAAUCGAGGGCGGAGACUUCUCGUAACGGGUGCUGAUAACUGCCUUAUUAAUACGCCUGCUGUGGCAGGUGCUUAUGCUAUCAAGCAAUAUAAUGCAGUUGCUGCAGAUGAGAUUUCUUUUGAUGUUGGUGACAUGAUCUCUGUGAUUGAUAUGCCUCCACCAGAAGAAAGCUCUUGGUGGCGAGGGAAGAAAGGUUUUCUAGUCGGGUUUUUCCCUUUCCAUUGUGUUGCGGUGAUUACGGAUAAAGUUCCUCGAACUCUUCAUCUUCAUCAAGUACUAUCUGCCACGGAACCUUCUAAACCUGUGUUACGGAAACAUGGAAAGCUCAUUGCGUUUUUCCGAGCAUUCAUACUUGCUCGACCAUCCAGGCGGAGACUGAAGCAGACUGGAAUUUUGAGAGAAAGGGUAUUUGGCUGUGACCUUGGAGAGCAUUUACUAAACUCUGGCCAUGACAUUCCAAUGGUACUCAAAUGUUGUUCAGAAUUUAUUGAAAAGCAUGGAAUAGUUGAUGGAAUCUACAGAUUGUCGGGCGUCACUUCAAACAUACAAAAAUUAAGAUCAACAUUCGAUGAAGAUCGUGUUCCCAAGCUUUAUGACGAUGAAGCGAUUCUGCAAGAUAUCCACAGUGUGGCAUCGUUGCUGAAGAUGUACUUCAGAGAGCUUCCAAAUCCCCUUUGCACAUAUCAACUUUACCACAGUUUCGUUACGGCUGUGCAACAAGAAGAAGACAAUAUUAGAUUAGCAAAAAUGAGGGAGACAGUUCAGAAACUGCCCCCACCUCAUUACAGAACCCUAGAAUAUUUAAUGCGACACUUGGCGCGUGUUGCGGAGCGUGGUGAGUCAACAGGAAUGACAGCUCGCAACGUUGCAAUUGUGUGGGCACCGAACUUACUCCGGUGCAAAGAACUUGAGGUCGGUGGAGUUGCAGCUUUACAGGUUGUUGGUGUCCAAGCAGUUGUCACUGAAUUUCUCAUUCGUUGGCAGCACCUUAUCUUUACCUCUAACAUUCAUCAUCUUCCGCCUCCUCAUGCAGGCACUCCGAAGAAGAGCAGACCCAAAUCGCUGGCUGUUUCUACGCCAACUAGGCUAUUAUCCUUAGAAGAAGCGCAGAGCAGGGUUUUGCUAGGCAAACCUGAUCAAGACUAUAUAGAAGUUGGAGGAGGACCCUCUUGUUUACCAAAAGAAUACCACACUGUGAUAGAAUUGCCAUCGCGCAAACGUGGUGGUUCCAAAAGAUCUCCGCUGGGCUGGAAGUCGCUAUUUUCCCGAGGCUCUAGCUCUGUUUCCAGCUCCUCUCGCAAGAGUAGGUCACCAGCAACGUGUAAGGCUGCAGACAAACGUAAAACAUCCAUUCCUAGUGAUAUUAAGUUUGGACAUACGACGACUGAAACUGAGUCGCAGCUACUAGAAGUGAAGACGAAUCUGAGGCCAGUGAGGAGUGCUGAGUCGUUAACAUCAGGAAGUGCUCACAACUCGGCUCGUAAUUCUAGUUGCCUAGAGACACCUCCUCCGCGACUCCCGAUCACAUCUCCUCCCUCCGUGCCUGGCCAUAAUCGGUCAUCCUCUCAUGACUCGUACUUCGACCACCUUGCUGAAUCUACAUCAGAAAAGAUUUCCUCCGCUAACGAGCAUGAUGAUGAAGGUCUUUCGUUAUCACUGGAUUUGAGUGAGAUUCAAGUCAAUUUUGAUCUUGAAGAAUCUGAAAUGAAAAUCUUUACCGAAGAUGAGACCAAUCAAUUUUUCAGCAGUCCAAGCAAUAGUGAGCAAAUGCAGACCCUGAAAAGACAGCCAAUGCUUGCUUUGACUGAAGACUCUCUAAGUUCAGACCCAUCACCUAAAAAGCACAAAACUGACGCAGACAACAAAGGUGACAUAGUAACUAACAAUCUGUCUAAACGAUGUCGGCUGGAGGAACGUCUCUCCUCUGGAGAGCUUCAGUAUAUUGAUAGUCAAUCACCCGAGCAAAUUUUAACGCAAGUAGAUGUUCACAGUCGUGAUGAAUCCCAAAGCCCGUCAGAAACAACAUUCUCUGAAAAUGGAUCUUUGAGCAUGUCUACUCCACGGCUUAACUACACUCCUCUCACAGAGGAUAGCUUCAGUGAUGGGAACCUUCUCACACCAGAAUACUCAUUGCUCAAGUAUUCUGCAUCCACAUUCCAUUCACCAUCUAGUCUUGACGCAUCACCUGCGGAUUCACCUUUUGGAAAAUCACGGCACAGUUACCAAGAUACACCCAACUCCCGAACAGAACUCCUGCCCAACAGGCGGAGUUUUCCAGGUUUUUUGACUAGUCCUUUGACUGACGUAUCUCAGUACGAAGUUUUAAAAAAUGAAUCAGAAACAUGUGUAGAUGAUAGUAAAAAGUCAUCUCCAUUAGAGACAAGUUUUUCCGGGUACAGCCGGUUAGAAUGCUCGCCCAGCCAACAGUAUGAAAUUUUUGAGAAUGAAAAAGAAUCCAAUGCAGAUGAGAAAAAAUCUAGUAAUUCGGAAUUAGUUUCUUCGCCAACAGAGUCUUUGCAGAGCAACAGACUAAACUUCCCUACGUUUUUAACUAGUCAGUUAGAAGUUAAGAAAGAUGAUCAUUACGGCAAUUUGGAACCUGACAAGGAAGCUUUAAUAGCAGACGACAAAAGUGGGAGCAAUGAGUUGGGCGGUCACACGCCAUCCUCCACCAAUGAUCUUGUUGUCUAUGAGAACGUUCCACGCCAUGACAAUUCUCCUGUCGUUUAUGAAAAUAUGUCUGUUAGUAGAGAUGUUAAGUAUGAACCAAUUGACGAUGACUCUUGUUAUGAAGAUGUCUUCUUUGAAAAUCCAACCAGUAAAAAGCGGCAUGUCUGUGACCUUAACAACAGCCAUGAAAAUAUUAGGUUAAUUCAAGAUGAUGAUGGAAGUAUGAACAGCAUGUCCUCUAGUUUGAAUCAUGACCUCCAGAAGCAAGUGGAAACCAACAUCUGUGACGAUUCCAAAGAGGAAACUAUGUAUGAAAAUGUCCCAGAUUCAAAAGAGCUCUAUCAGCAAGUCAAAUUUUUUAAGCGUUCAGUAACAGAAAUUAACCAAAUGUUAGAUCAUGAUAGUCAGGUUGUCCAGAUGACUGAAACUCCGCCAAAGUCAGAAGACAAACUGGUGGAUAUGGAUACCUCUGAAGAUGUGCCUAAGCUUACUCCACUGAACAAAGCAGAAAAUGAAUCCUUCUCACACACACAACCACCGAAAUCCCCUGUACCUCCCAGUGAAGUCAUGUUAGAGAACUCGCCAGUAGGAAACACAAGUGCGUCUCCAAAGAAAGAAGGACAAGAUAGCUCCAUCAGGAACCCAGAAAAUGAUACUGGAAACGACAUCUCUUUGACUGGAAGUAACUCUUUAUUAAUCAAUCUUAACGAUCAAGAUGUUCAAGAGCCAAGAACAGAGGAACGUCCAGAGUCUAGAAAUAGUGAAUCAGAUGGUACGAAAAGCGUUCACCAGCUCCUGUCAUGUUUUGAAGUUCCUUCAAUAGAGACUUCCCCCAAAAAAUAUAGCUCUAAAGACUCAUAUAUCAGAACUAGCAAUACAGAUCUGUCCAAGCCUGUUAUUGCAAAACUGGGUGAUGCCGGUAAAUUGAUGAGUGUCGAGAAAAUUCCUGAAAAUGAAACAGACUUAGACCGUCGGAAAAGAAUCGAAAAGUACAAGGAGGAAAGGCGGAAUUUUUUGAGGCAAAAGUAUAGCGUGGAAAAUCUAAAGAGCUCAGAAGAAAGUGAUGUUGUUCGUAGAUACAAAUUAAAAUCCGAAGGGAAAGAAAGUGGUCCCAUUGAGAAGGUGUCGCAAAAAUCAGAGGAUGAUAGCCUGCAAAACAAAUCAGAAUCUCAAAAAAUCAGUGCCGACUCAACAACAGUUUCCGACAAUCAUAGCCGUAGGUCAGUAUUAGAUAAAUGUCUGAACUUGGAGCUCAAAAAGGCGCCUCCGAAUUUAAAUUUAUCCGAAACCAAUCUCAAGAAACCUAUCUUUGCCCGAUCUGUUUCGGAUAAUGGAGUCCUAUCAUCAGGCAAAACAUUAAUCAGUAUCUGUUACUCUCCAACGAGGAAAACAAUUACCCCUGAGACUGACACGAAGUCUGCAGCCGUACAAGAUGAAGUCUCAGCUUCAAAAGAAAAUGCAACCUGCAUCACAAUCAAACACAAAAGUAGUGAAGAUGGAGAAAAGCCGUCUCAAAAAUUGAAAUUGAAGUCAAGCGUAGACUAUUCAUCAAGGGAGAGGAGUGGUGCUGACUUUCGGUCUAGUCCUGAAAAGAAAGAGAAAGAAAAAAUCAGCCCAGAGAGCAAGGGCAUAGUAUCGCAGCGUGUGAACCAACUCAUUGGACCCGCAGAUGGUGUCGUUCCAGCACCACGAAAAACAUCUCUCUCACACCAAAGACAAAUUCCAGUGGCGGUGAAUCGCCAGCGAGCUCACAGCGCAAGCGAUCGCAUCACUCCGUACUGCAUCAAAGAAAUGGCUGCAUUGUUUGAAAAACCAGAAGAACUGACCAAAAAGUCAUAGAGGAACUUUUAUCAAAAAUUAUUUUUAUAUCUGUUAUUUAGUCAAGACACUAGCCUUUGGGAUAGUUUGUUAUUUUUUUAUUUUUGCUCUGUAUGUCUGAAUCCUAGCUAAACUCAUAUGAGCAUAUUAGUUUGAUUUAUUUUUUUGCUUCAGAAAAAAGGGUAUUGAGUUAUAAGAAUGUUUCAACUGGUUUAUGAGCUCAUCAAAAUUUUCAGUCCUCAAGUCUAUCGGUAUGAAUGCUUUAGACUGCAUCUAUUCAGUUUGAUAACCAGUGCUUACAAAGAAAUGGAUGAAUCCUUCAGGAUUUCAAUUUCUGCUUUUAAAAAUCUGUACUUCCAAGCCCUGUGCAUGUUAUAGCAAAUAAAUAAAGAUCAGUAGGAUAUUUUUUUUUUUUUUUUUUUUUUUUUUUACAGUAUGGCCAAAAGUAUGGUCCUCUACUUAAAAAUAUGAAUCAUUACUUGUUGCUUGUCAGGAGGUCAGUAAUUUUCUCCCGCCCUUCAAUUUUCAAUCAUCAAAUUUUCUCAACAGAAAAAUCAAAUUCGUUAAAACGCCACUCUCUGCUUGUUACUUUUUUACUCUCCUGUGAAUUAUAUUACCCUCACUGAAACAGAAGAUUAGGUUUAGAUCAGAAGGGCAGGGCAUCUGUCUUGUACACAAUGACAUCACAAAUCAUUAUUAACCAAAGAGAUGAAAAAGGCCCAGUGAACUUUUUUUUUUUUAAUAGACGUAAACUUUGUUGAAUCUGAUUAUAUUUUAGAUCUUGAGAUUAUGCCCUUAGUCCUUUUAAGGGUCUUUAAUUUUUUAUUGUAAUUCUAUCUUGUCAACACACUCUGUUCGUUAAUAAUCUGCAGUCAUUUUUUUUUUUUUUUAAAAUCUUACUGAAAGGAUCCAAAAACACAUGAUAACGAACUAACUUUUGGUGCUAGGAAUGCUUUUUCAUCAAGGGUGGUUAUUGAAAGUGGGAAGAAUCUUCAAAAAGUUAUUUUCCUUGAUGAGCUGAAAAUCUAAAAACUUGUUUUUGAUGAAGACUCAGUUGUCGGGAUUAUUUUUUUGUUGUUAGUAUAUCUUUGACUCUUUUAUCUCAAGUCUAUCUUAAUCUUGCAAACUGUGAAUCCUGUACAAGUACUGUUUGGCUUUUAAAUCCUGAAAAGUAUGGAAAAGCUUUAACCCUUUGAACCUGUGUUAUCUUAAGGUCUGAGCUCAUUUCAAGACUAUGAGGCACCACUCCCCUCAACCUUCGUGACUCAUCAUUUGAGCUAUAAUCUUCAGCUGUAAUUUUAGAAGGAAUGACUUAUCUAUUACUCAGCUGGGGGAACCGAUUCAGAAAUAAAUGUUUUCAAGUUGGAAUCGUGAUUUGAAUUCACAGCUAGAAAGAAAAUUUUACUUUUCUGCAUGAGCCAUUUUGCCUAGUUUUUACAGUCAUUUUUAUGAUUUUCCUCUCCAUUUGGGAACUGUUCAAAUUUGAGCUGCAGCAGAAUUAUGUAUCGCUUUGUUGCAUCAAAAAAGAAUAAUGGAGUCUCAGCUUCACUAUUAACAUAUGUGCUUCAGUAUUAUAUUAGAGAAAAUGCGGUUUUAGGUUUCAAAGGUCUUACCUGAAAGCUGACAAAUCAAAGGCAUCUUACGUUGUCUUAAAAUGAUCAAACUGCUGAUUUCUAUGUAAACAUUUUUCGUUUUAGAAUACUUGUGCUUGUUUCAUAAUUUUUGGUGCAUUUUGUACUAAUAUCUCCUAAUUGCAUGUGCAAUUUCAUUACUUGAUGCAUUUUCCCAAGAAUACUCAAAAUUUUGACCCUGACUUCAAAGUUUGCACGAAUCAGACAUCUGCCUAUUGUAUACCAUUUAUCAGAUUUACCUAAGUUGUUACUUUGUUUUAUUUUACUCUUUUAAUCAUCUAUCCAACUUGGCUGUGAUUUGACAUUCAGUCCCUUUAAGAUGCUUAAAUGUCGGUCUUCCUGUGCUUUUCAAUUUUAAAUCAGGUCUUAUGAGUAUUAGUAGUUUCUCUUACAUGAAUUCUCUCAAUAUCUGUGGUGUGAAAAACAGGAGGUCCACUCUUUAUUGCGCUAUUAUUCUUCAAUGUAUUUCCUUGUCUUUCUUUGCCUUGGAAGCGAUUAACAAAAACUCAUUUGAUCAAUUUUAUCAGUAUUUAAUAUGUACUUGAAUUUCAUCCAAUAAUCAAUAUUAAUCAUACUUCAUCAUAAUUUAGGAAAAUAUACAUCAGGAAUUUUUCAAUAUAUCCAGGAAAUUUGCUUUUGUAGAUCAAGCAAAAUACCUUAGCUUUUUAGGACUGAACUGAUAAUAAAAAAAACGAAGGAGAUGGUAUGAAAUAAAACACUACGUAACAUGUUUUCUCUUCAAAAUUUUAUGAGAAAAACGAAUCACACCUGAGGAAGUAUGGAAAUGAACUCUUUAACAAGAUAUAAGCCUGUACGAUCAACAUUAGUCAGAUAGUAAAAAUACAAAUCACUUCAUUUGUAUAAUCUAACUUUCAUUCGAUCUGUGUUGAAAAUAUUUGUUAAUACCUCGUUCUGGAGUUGACCUCUGAACUUCCUCUUGUGUGAAUUGUUUUCUAUGUAAGAUUUUUGAAGAGAAAUAUGAGACUUUUUCCUAAUUCAUAUCAUGUCCAGUUGCCUAUUGACCGAGUGCUAUAGUCAUCUUUGGUUGCAAAUACAAUAUAGUGUAAUUAUUCACAUAUCAAUUAAAAGAAUCUUUUUUAUUCUUUAUUUCUUUCACAGAAACCAACAGAAAAUAAUUUUUUUGAGGACCCUUACUUUUACCUACAUUGUAUUUAUUUUUUAUCAUACUGUCCUGAAGUUCCUUUUCUAAAUUGGAUCAAAUUUUGAAGAAGGUUUGAAGACAAGACUGCUGCACCUGCUGCCAAGAUUGUAUGAUUCCUUUUUACAAGGGAACCUAAAAUCUUAAACUGCGUCUAUCUGGUAAUGCCAAAAAAACAAUCAAAUUAGAAAAUCACCCUGUAAAUUUAAUGUCUCGAACUGGUUUCAGUUAAUUUAUCAAACAAAUCUCAGCAAGAUCACAUGCUCUUGAUUCUUUUUUGCAAUGUGCAGUCUGAUCUGUCCCAGUUCCACUGCUUGUCAAGUAUAUUGACAAUCUGUUUGGUUGAACUGCUGUGCAGUUUUUUUGAGAGCUGAUUUAAGUUUGGUGUAAAGCUCGACUAAACUUUGUAAUCUGAACAAUCGUAGCCUGUAUUGGUAUCACAAUUUUAGUUAAUUGUAAAGCCUGGAUAACUGGCAAUUUUUGUCAGUGGUUUUCUCAGCUCAGAGUCCAAAUUUCUCACUUGUUUUUAAAAAUUAUUUUCAGUAACUUUUUUUAAGCCAUGAUUUUAUUUUUACCCAGAACUUUACUUAUUUCUUUACAGUAUAUUUUCAGAGCACAGGUUCUCUGUUCGUUUUCUCCUGUAUGUACUUAAAAAAACAAAAAAAUGUGUUUUGUUUACUGCUGUUAUCUAUGAUAAGAAGACGGCAGAAAAUUUCAGAAUGAAUGCUGAAGCUGGUUGUAAAAUUUUAGCAGAGUAAAUGGACUGGCAAGGUCAUGACAUAAUUAAUAUUUUGGAGAGGAAAAGUUGCAUGAAACAUAAAUGUCAAUAUCUGUCGAAAAAAUAUUGAUAACAAGCUUCAACUCGGCUCAAACUGAAAAAUUUUAAAAAAGAAUAGAAAUAAAAUCUUGGUGAGCGUCUGCUGACUAUCUAUGCUGUACCUAGUUUUAGUCCCUUUAAAACGCAAAAUUUCUCAUUCAUCAGAAAAAUUGGUUUCUCGGAUGUAAGUUUUAUAUUGUUAUUAAUUUGUCUUUUAUUCUGCAACACUCAAUCAUAACUAGGAUUAUUAAUAAACUCCUUCAAUUAAUAUUGUUGUGGACAUUUUUAAGAGCCUUACUUUUUCUUGCUGAAUUUUAAGUUGUGGGCGUCAUAGAAGCUUGCAUAAUUUAUCGACAAUAGCUCUCACAAAGAAUGUCUUUUCUUGUUAUGUUUUAGAUCCAAAGAUGUAGUUAUUGAUAAGCUGUGUCAUAUUGCUUAAGAUAUUUUGUUUUAAUUUUAAAUCAGUCUCAUGUACCUAUAUAAAUAAACUGCCCUCUUUAUUUUGCUCUUGUAAAUUGUAAUUUUAGUGUAAAUACAUGUUUUUUACUGCAUUUAGACACAUGCAUUUGUACAUAUUACAUGCAUGUCUUUUAUUGUAUGCAUACAAUGAAUACAAUUGCCGAAGUUAAA